AUGUGGCGCUUCUUCUGCAUGGGGGCGUGGCCCACUUACGCCGGCUUCCGGGAGGGCGAGGUGACUCUGCGGGCCUUCGCGGCCGGGGUCUUCGCCUCCGCCCUCAACAGCGGGGUCUGGGGGCAGAUCGUGUCGUGGUACCGGUGCUGCUGGGCGGAUCGCGGGACGCUGUGGCUCACGUACGAGGACCUGUCGGAGCGCCCGGCGCGGUCGAUCCAGCAGCUGGCGGAGUUCCUCCUGCCAGACUUGCAGGACGUGCUGAGCAGGGACCCCGCGCUGCUGGAGAGGGUACAGGCCUCCACCACCAAGGAGGCCAUGCUCCAGCACAAGGAGCAGUUCGACGAUCACUUCGUCCUCUCGUGUCUCGAUCCCUUCAGGCAUGGCGACAUGUUGAACCGUAGGCCGUACGUGAACAAGGUGCAGCCCCCGCUCGCUGGUGCUCCCGGGGGCAUCAGGCCCGACGGGGAGAUCGCCGCGCUGCUGGAUGGCCGGUGGGCCCACUCCGUGGAGCCCGCCACCGGCUUCCGGACCUACGCCGAGCUCCGGGCCGCGAUCGGCGGCAGGGCGAACUGGACGGGCGGAGGACUUCGCCGCGGCCAGCGUGGAGGUGGAGGCUCGGCGGCAGAGCCCAGAGUCCCAGGGGCACCCCCGUCUCGCGGUGGCCGUGCUGGCGCUGGCGCUGGUGGGGCUGCUGGCGCUCGGGCGGCGGCGGCGCUGGGGCCCCUGGGCCGUGGACCUGGUGCAGCGGGCGCUGCACCGCUGGCGGGCGAGUGGCCCCGUCCUGCCGCGUGCGGCCGCCGCGGGCAAGGCGGCCAAGGCGGGCUCGGGCCGCCCCGCGGGGCUGCGGCGCCGCCGCGGCGAGGGCGAGGGCGAGGAGGAGAGUGCGCGGGCGGCGAGCUGCAGGAGAAGGCGAAGGGGUGGCACGCCCCCAGCAGGGCCGCCAUCGCCCUGGGCCUGGGCCUGGCGCUGGUGCUGGCGGUCGCGCUGGCCUUCUGGGGGCUCACGGCCCGGCGGGCCGAGGCGGCGAGGAGCGUGAAGGCGGCGCGGGCGCUGUGCCAGCACUGGCACCCCGAGGAGUGCCGGGCGCCGUUGGCCGAGCUGGUGGAGGGGGACAGGGCCGCGCUGGUGGUGUCGUGCUUCAACGAGGACCUCAGGUGGCUGGAAGCCGCGCCGCGGGGAAGGGGCAGCGCAUGGCGGGUGCUGCUGAGGAUGUCCCUGGCCCGAACAUGGGUCUACAUGCACAACCACACCGGCCAGCAGGCACACCUCAGCGCGUUCUGGUCCGGCGGGAGGGGGGGCGGCCCGCGGGUCUCGGAGAGCGACGCGGCCGCGCUGCGGGCCGAGCUGGAGGACGCAGGGGCCGCUCGCUUCGUGGACAUCCCCAACGUCGGGGACGAGGCCACCGCGUACCUGCGGUUCCUGGUCGACCACUACGACGCGCUGCCCGAGGCGGUGGUCUUCUCGCACGGGCACCAGUCCUCCCAGAAGCACGCCCGCUUCGACAUGGCCGAGCUGCUGCGGUGCCUCUGCACCGACGCCGAGCCGGGCGGGGCCGCGCGGGUGUACCGCAGCCUGAACUCGGGCAUCUCCGCGGAGCCGAUGUGCUUCCGCGUGGAGGGCCGCGGCCGCGGCGGGUCCGCCCGUCGAGACAGGCUGGACGAGCCGCGGGGGAUCAUCAGGAAGCACUGGGCGGCCUACUUCGCCCCGUUCCUAGGCGCCGCGCCGCCUGCGGUCUUCUGCAUGGACUGCUGCGCGCAGUUCCUGGUGUCUCGGAAGGAGGUGCAGGCGCACCCGCGCGCGCUGUACGAGACGCUCUUGGCUGGCGUGCUGAGCAAGAAUAUCACGGGCCUCGAGAUGGAGAUAUUCUGGAGACUGCUCUUCGUGGGCCCCGAGGAGCGCGACCCCGCUGGAGUCCCUCGCCGCGCCCGCCCCCGCCGGCCACCACCACGGGAGCCCCCACAGGCCGGGUGCCCGGAGGGGCCACAGGCGCAGCAGCUGACGCGGCCCGCCGCCGGCGCCGCGGCCCGCCGCCGCGCCGUCGCGGGGCCGCAGAGCGCCGACGGAGCCGCGUGGCCGCCGCAACUGUUCUCCUCGCCGCGCGCGCUCCACGGCCCGCAGAUCGCAGGAGCGCCCAAGAGCGCGCUCCAGGAGUGGCCCGAGAGGGAAGGCCCCGAGGCGGCAUUCUUUGUGGACAGCUCUCCUCCGCGAGCCGUGGGAAGGCGCUCGCGUAUCUUCGAGGCCCUGGCCGCCUGA
This is a messenger RNA of Prorocentrum cordatum, 2253 nucleotides long. NCBI's taxonomy places the organism in Eukaryota, Dinophyceae, Prorocentrales, Prorocentraceae. The record is from the annotation of a GenBank genome assembly.